This is a messenger RNA of Akanthomyces muscarius, 990 nucleotides long. RefSeq lists its product as uncharacterized. The record is from RefSeq and is a predicted model, not a curated record. The coding region runs from base 1 to 990 and encodes 329 amino acids. The transcript has 2 exons. NCBI's taxonomy places the organism in Eukaryota, Fungi, Ascomycota, Sordariomycetes, Hypocreales, Cordycipitaceae.
AUGUCUGUCGUCGCGGUCGCUGGCGGCACGGGUGACUUUGGGCAGCUCAUUGUGCAAGCCCUCAUCGCGACGGGUCGCCACCAAGUCUACAUUCUCUCCCGAACGGCGAAAAAUAACGACAACUUUUCUGCCACCGUGAUACCGACCUCAUACGACUGCGUCCCGGCCCUCACCGAGCUCCUCACCUUCCAUGGCGUCAAUGUUGUCAUCUGCGCAUUCAGCAUGUUUGCGCAAAGCACGUCCGACGCACAAGUCAAUUUGAUUCACGCGGCGGACAAGGCGCCCUGCACGACGCGCUUCCUUCCGUCCGAGUUCAAUGUCGACUACGACCUCCCGGGCAGCCUGCUCCCCUAUGCGGACAAGUACUUCCACCGCGAUGCACGCCGCACCCUCGAGCAGGACACCUCGACGCUGGAGUUUGCGUAUGUAUACACCGGCAUGUUUAUGGACUAUUUCGGCAUGCCGCACGUUGAAACGCAUCUGCGCGAGCUGCCGCUCUUCAUCGACCCGCGCGGCCGGCGGGCCAUUCUGCCCGGCGACGGCACGGCCCGCAUGAGCAUGUCGUACACCAAGGACGCUGCAAGAUACGUAGCGCUCGCUCUGGAUCUGAAGCCCGGGACGUGGAGCGGAAGCCUCACCACGGCGGCGAGCACCGUCUCGCUCAACGAACUCGUUCGAAUUGCCGAGAAGCACAUCGGGGCGGCCGUGCAGGUCACCUACCAGGGCACAGAGCAGCUCCUGCGACACAAAAACGCCACGCUACCUCGCGCAGAAGCAUUGGCCGAGGAGUUUCCGCAACGUUAUCCCCGCGGCCUGGAGCAGGUACGGAGUGUGAUUGCGGAUCUGGAGGUUUCGGUGGCGCUGGGGGCAUUUGAUCUGGAUGUGAUGGCGGGCAGCGAUACGAUGGAUCUGACGGCAGAGUUCCGCAAUAUGACUGAGCCACCGAUGACCAUUGAGCGACUCAUGGAAACUGCAUGGGGGGGUAUUUGA